AUGGAGGAACUAAGGGAUGUACGAUCAGUUUCUAGAAUUUUCUUUGACACGAUUUUUUUGGCAGAAGAGAUAAUGGGUGGAUCACUGUCAUCUGAAAGAACUCAGAAGUUAUUUGAUUCGAUGUUGAAACUCCACCUUAGAAGUCUACCAAAACAGGAAAAGCUUAAGGAUAUUGGACUGGUUUUCUUCCCAGUAGUUGAGAAUAGUAAAUAUUAUCUGAUAUGCUUUGAUCUAAAGGUUCCAACGUACUACAUUAGAGACCAUCUAAACCGAAAUGGUGCUGUUGAGGACAUCUAUGGAAUAAAACUCAUUCAUGUGGAAAAAUUGCUUGGGCCUAUUUAA
This is a messenger RNA of Lactuca saligna, 342 nucleotides long. The record is from the annotation of a GenBank genome assembly. NCBI's taxonomy places the organism in Eukaryota, Viridiplantae, Streptophyta, Magnoliopsida, Asterales, Asteraceae.